GCUGUUGUUGUUGCUGUUUUACUUCGCGCUGUGUUGCACGCCACCACCUCGGUGUUGUGUCCUCCUCUAACCUCCCCUUUCCCCCUCCCCGCAAUUUCAGAUCGCCAGAAGAGCGCCAUUAACGUGGACGACGUCAUUCGUUCGACGGGACGCAUCCGUAAAUACCGCCCCCCCUCCGCUGACCCUUCUCAAGCCUUGCCCUCCCCUCCCCCUUGCACAGUUGCGGGCGAUGCCGCCCAGCGUAUUUGUGGAAGAUUGAGGUUGUGUCUUGCCGCCGCCACCACCACCAAACCGAGUAGCACCCCUUUGCAACCCGCGUGUUUGUGUUCGUUGCCGUGCGUGUUGCCCAGCCCGUUCCCCUCCCUAACACCUGACGCCCCACCCACUGCUUAUGAAAUUACGCAGAGGAACGAAGGCGAUGCUCAGAUCUUGCAGAUUAUUGAACUGUACUGUGCUAGUAGCUUGCCCAAGGGUGUCCACAAGCCGCUUGAUCUCACGCAGCUGCGUCUGAGUUCCACGGAGAUGCGCCUGAAGGAGAACUCUCAGCCUCCUGGGUUGGCCGUCAGCACUGCUGGUGGCUCUCUGUCGACCUCCUGCAGAACCUACGAAAACCUCGACCCCUCGUCUCUGGGUCUACUGCGUCCGCCGCCCGUCAUCCUGCCGACAUCUGCCUCCUCGCGGAAAACCUAG
This is a messenger RNA of Mesocestoides corti, 690 nucleotides long. The record is from the annotation of a GenBank genome assembly. Lineage: Eukaryota; Metazoa; Platyhelminthes; Cestoda; Cyclophyllidea; Mesocestoididae.